CAUCCCUUUUUUUUUUUUUUUUUUUUUGUAUUCAUUUGCAUCAUGGCGGUCCAUCAACAUACAUUUUUAAGUCUAAACUGUUUUUUAAUGGGAGCAUCAUCAUGUCUUGCUCUCCUAUUUGUUCGAACCUUUCUUCAUAUUGCAGCAUUAAUGCCAGCUUUUCUGUGUAUAGAUUACCUUUACUUGAAGUCUUUUCUUGUAGAUGAAGAAUACAGGGUCGGGGUGCGCGCUACACUUCUAGGUCUUGUCUUUUCAAUUGGUGUUGUUUUAGUCGACCUGGGUUCAAGUGCGCUGAAACCCAUGGGAAUAUACACAUGUUUUUUGUCAAUGUUUCACUUCACUGAAUUUCUUGCAAUAGCUGUAACCAACCCUAAAUCACUCUCAGUGCGAUCAUUUGUUCUUGACAAUGGUUUAGAGUACAAGGUGGCAGCUAUUGCAUGCUGGAUAGAAUUUUUUGUGGAAUUAUAUCUAUUUCCAGGUUUGAAGACUAUGUGGUAUUUUAGUGUUCUGGGAUUUGUCAUGUGUUUUUCUGGAGAAUUUCUUCGGAAACUUGCCAUGUGGACUGCCAGUUCAAACUUUAAUCACGAAGUCCAAAGUGUUCAUGCUGAUGGUCAUGUACUUGUGACUCAUGGAGUCUAUCAAUACAUGAGACAUCCAUCGUAUGUUGGAUGGUUUAUUUGGUCCAUUGGAUCUCAGGUUCUAUUAAUUAAUCCUAUUUGUAUAGUAGGAUAUGCUAUAGUAAGCUGGUCGUUUUUUCGUGAAAGAAUAUUUUAUGAAGAAAUUACGUUGCUUAACUUUUUCGGCGCUGAAUAUCAUGAUUAUCAACAGAAAACUGGGACCGGUCUCCCAUUCAUCAGAGGAUACAUUCUUGAUGAAGACCAUAGUACAUAACUUCAAGAUGGGAGAAUAUUUUUUUUCUACCAUCAAGUUGUGGAUCUGUUUGUUGUGUUUGUAAUUUUUUUUGUGUGAAAGGGCAUUUCUAUUAGAAAUUAUCAUCCUACUCAUACAAAAAAAUAUUCCCUAUGGUUAAAAACAUUAACAACUCUGAAAAUGGCUACAAUUUACCUGAUUAAAAUUUCAAUUUCAUAUCAUUGUAUUUUAGUGUAUCUUUUCUUCAGACGACAUCAGCAGAACUACAGUCUAUUGUGAAGCAUGAUUGGCAAGAAUUUAAUUUUGCAGUCAUUUAAAUAUUCUUUUUCUGUUGCUCCUUUAGACGUUUAAUCAUAACACAAAUGUUAACAAAAUUUUGGGACGAGUUCUAUGCUGUUGAAUGAUAAAUAACAUUACUACUCUGCCUUGAUAGGGAGGUAAUCUCUCCUAAUCAGGGUUUGUGCUAGUCUAGGUGUUGUGUGGAAGUCAGAAAAAUUUGUUCUGGGUGUGGAAAAAGUUCAAGGGGAGCCAAAUUCUUCUUGCUUAUUUUAAAUUAAUGUUUUGUUGGGUUUGUACUCAUUUUAGAGUCAAAAUAGAUUUAUUUUGUGGCGUUUUCUUGCUCCAAUGUGAUUUCUAGAAAUCAAGGGAAAAUGUGAGGGAAACUAGAAAUUUGUACCAGGUACGAACCCUGUUCUAACUGUUGUUUGGAUUCAAUGUAAUUGUUUGAUACUAAUAUCUGCACGGUUUAGACUGGCUACGAUUGUCAUUUAUUGGAUACGUUCGAGUGGGUUUUCGAGGCCUCUGAUUGGCUGAUUUUCAACUAGAACAUAUCCACUAUAUGACAAUCGUAGCCUGUCUAAACCGUGCAAUCAACUUGCUUAACCCAUGUAAAUUAAGUCAAAAUUACAUUGAAUAACAUAAUCUGAAUUGUACAUAUAGUUGUGACUAACUGACAGUGAUGUCACCUACAAUCUGACCAAUUCUUGAUGAAUCUUUGUUUCUUGGAAACCUGUCAUAAUUUUUACAGCCAUAUGGUUUGCUAAGUUUGUUUUAUGACUUGAUCUAAUAAUUUAAUAAUUUCUGAAACAAUUUUUGCUGAAAAGACACUGUGAUAUAUUAUUGGAAUGGAGGUAUUACUUUUUUUUUUCUUAUGUGAACUAAAAAGCCAAAUAAUAUGUUUAUCAAAUUUAA
Frankliniella occidentalis (western flower thrips) is the source of this 2061-nucleotide messenger RNA. It is a transcript of the gene ste14, whose product is annotated as protein-S-isoprenylcysteine O-methyltransferase. The transcript is spliced from 5 exons. The record is from RefSeq and is a predicted model, not a curated record. Gene Ontology annotation, molecular function: protein C-terminal S-isoprenylcysteine carboxyl O-methyltransferase activity. NCBI's taxonomy places the organism in Eukaryota, Metazoa, Arthropoda, Insecta, Thysanoptera, Thripidae. Gene Ontology annotation, cellular component: membrane; endoplasmic reticulum. The coding region runs from base 43 to 891 and encodes 282 amino acids. Gene Ontology annotation, biological process: C-terminal protein methylation.